CUGAACAUACAUGGCUACCUCCGUCCCUGCGACCACACCAUCGCCACAAACUAUCUCCACCAGACAAUAAAAUCAUAGGAGAAAAAGAUGAGACCUAUGACAAGCGGCGAUGAGCAAAUAAGGAGGAGGGAUGAUGAGAGGCAGGGCCGGCCCAUUAAGCAGUCCGACCGGGCCGGGUCAAUUAAUUUAAGCCCUCCUAUUUCCGUUCCGCAGAAGAACGCCUAAGCCGAGCGCCAGACGCCGCCGCCCGCCUGCACGCUCCACUGCUCUAGAGUCCAGCGGCUUCCCGCCAGACGCCGCCUCGCCGGAAACUCUCCAGCCUCCAGGUCCAGGAGUCCAGGGAUGAUGCAAUUGCCCUUAAAAAUAGCGAAGGACAUUGAGUGUAUUGAAAAAGGAGGACGAGUAGUUCAGCUUGAACAUAUGUCGAAAAGCAUAGCUACAUUCUCAAGACCAAGGACACUAACGCUCGCAUUGGAUCACAAAGUGGGAGAUGUCAUGUCUAAGAUAGUUCAAAUUCUGAAAUCAUGCCCUCUUUUGUGGAGUCUUUUUAUUGCGGUGAGUGAUUCUUUUUUUUAUCUUCUACUCACUUUGUGCAUCAUUUAUAUUGUUUUCCUGACCAAAAAAUCAUAUAUGUGCAAUUAGCAAUUUGAUGUCUAGUGUCUCCAACAUUGAAGCAAUAUUUUGGAUGUUUUUUUAAUGACUAAUAUUGUUUAUGAAUUGCAGCUGAGCGCUCGAGAAGAUGUCCAUAAUAAAAAACAUCUAUUAUAUGUAACAUAACCCUAUUAGGUGUCUAGAUACUCCAAAUUCUGCCAAGGUAUUGGGUAGAAUGGUUAAUAUAGUAUCCCCAGCCUCUGAGUAUCUUAUCACUAAUCUCUUUAAUUUUCUGAGUUUAGUCUCUAACAUUACCAAAGAUACCCAAAUCAUACUUCCUCACAAAAUGACUAAUUUCUUUUUGUUUAUGGGGGUUGUUGACGCCCCUAACAUUCCAGCAUCUCUAUCGCACGCCUUAUUCUUUCAACUACUUUCCUCUUGCUCACCUUCUUGAAUUCACCUUCAAGGAGGAUUCUCUUCCUUUCUUUUCGGAUUCAUCCUUCUAUUACAGUUUUCAUAUUCACGCCCUAGCCUUUUGCAAUGUGUUAAAGUAUUAUUCCUGGACCACAACCACAAGCUUGAACUUUUGCCUUGACAUGAUAUCAGAGGCUUUUUUACUUAGAUGUCACAGGUUUUGAAACUCAACAUCACCUAGUUUUAAAAAUUUUAAGGUUUCGCGUGCAAGGUUCAGAAGAGAUUACGCCUACACCUGUGGGGCCAUGUUAGAAUUAAAAAAAUCAUUCCUGGGCCACAACCACGAGCUUGAGCUUUUGGUUUAGUUGGUUCCUUAACACAAUGAUUAUAGUAUAAUAUAUUUGACAUAGUUUAUAGUUGAUGUUUUGGGUGAUCAUCCUAUUUUCCUCAUCAACGAACUUAACUAGCAUAACUUAGAUUUAUCCUAUUUCUCAUAGAUAGCUUUGUCUCGUUUGAUUCAUUUACAAAUCAAUCCAAACUCUGAGUUCUCUUUAUUACUUAAUCUUCUUUCUGUCAUCGUUGCUUGUCUCAUGCCCUACUAGACUGAAGAGCCUCCAUUUCUGUCACCGUUGCUAGUCUCAUGCCCUACAAGACUGAAGAGCCUCUUUUUCUGUCACCGUUGCUUGUCUCCAUCUCGGAUGUAAAAGAGCCCCUUGAGUUGUUUUCGGAAUUGGAACAUCAGAUAAAUGAGAAAAAAGUGAAGAAUAUGAAGUGUUGACACGAUGAUAGUUAUGAAAAUUAUAAAUGGGACAUAGGUUAAGAGUGGGACGUGUACCUUUCCAAUGAGCAAUUAGCAGAUCCUCAUAGUCUAGAUUCAAAUUAGAAGAAGGUGAAUUGUAUGUAGACUUAACAUCCUGAACCUCUUGAGGAGGACAAGGUCGACGAUGAUAAGCCUAUAAUGAGGUUGUUGUGGAACAAUAUUAGGUGGUGGUGUGACAGAUUCAAGUGGUGAGUCUAUAGUGUUAGAGUUAAUUAUUUGAUACUAGUGAGAUCGGUCCACAGAUUUGGAACAACUCGGAUAAAUGAGAUAUCUCUUCUUGAGAAUUUGGAUAGUAGAAAGAAGAUUUGAUGAAUGUGACGCUUGCAGAAACAAAAUGUUUUUGUAACAUUGGUGAGUAACACCGAUAUCCCUUUUGGAGUCUAGAAUAUCCAAGAAAAAUGCACUUAAUUGACUGGGCAAACAUUGUUUUGAUUGUCCGGGCAUAGUGUUAUGAACAAAACAAACACUCCCAAACAUUCGAGUUAGUAAGGAAAAGAGUUCUUUGUUUGGAAAUAAAGAUGGAAUAUGGAAUAUCAUUAUUGAGGACAGAGGAAAGCAUUCAGUUAAUAGGCUGUGUGGUGAUCUGCUAUUCAGGAACUCUUUUAAUGACGGCAACCGAAAAUGAUUAAAAGGAAGUUGUAUAAAAGGAAGUAUAUAUUUUUAAAAUAAUGCUCCGGGUAAGAUUAAUGCAGCCGAAAUUGAUUAAAAAUGUACAAAUUUUUCGGCUUUCUAUGUCCCCUCAAAUCAUUUAUUGAAUUAUUGGUACCAUUUCAUUUAAAUAGGGGCGGUAUAACAUUGUACCAUGCCAAAACCAUACCAAAAAAAUCACACAUUCAUAGGACGAAAAUUAGAUGAUAUGUGGAAAACCAAACUAACUAAAAUAAAACACAUAUUUUAUACCUUAAAUACUAACUGAAGUUAAUUACCCAAAUGACAAAUCAAACAAGAUCACACAUGACUAUAUUUAGGCUUACACAUUGAGAAAAUUUGAUGAGUCAAAUUGCUUAGAUAAAUAGUUCCAAAAGUCAAAACUAGACGAAUACUCCGGGACGGAGGGAGGCAGAUUGGACAUGGAGUGAUAUGAGGAUAUGCCAAUAAGCAAUCAACCGUUGACUUGAAGCAAAAAUGGAGUUCUUUCAGACAAGGGAAAGGAGGCUUAUUCCUGGGGUUAUCUUUGUUGCUGCCUGCUAUGCUAUCUGGAAAGCUCCAGAAAAGCAAUUGGCAAUGGAAUACAGCCUCAAGUUGAAUACAGAAGAGGAGGGUGAAGCAGAGAAGAUAGUGUUGCACCUGAAUCCCAUUGCUGCAACUGUGCAACUCCGACCUGGUGAGACGAACACUCAAACUGGCAUUGCUUAGAGACCUGUUGAAACAGAGUUGAUGAAGAAAAGCCUCUAAUUCCAUCAAGUGAUCAGCUGGCAAGUACCAACUUCCCCAGUUACAUUUACUUUCAUUUGAUUGAUUAUAAAUUGUGUGAUGUUUUCUGCUUUUAAAUGAAUGUUUUAGUAAUAC
Molecule: messenger RNA, 3334 nt
Organism: Cuscuta campestris
Lineage: Eukaryota; Viridiplantae; Streptophyta; Magnoliopsida; Solanales; Convolvulaceae
Source: the annotation of a GenBank genome assembly